Molecule: messenger RNA, 2620 nt
Organism: Amyelois transitella
Lineage: Eukaryota; Metazoa; Arthropoda; Insecta; Lepidoptera; Pyralidae
Gene: Xe7
Product: A-kinase anchor protein 17A
Exons: 10
Coding region: 394-2592 (732 amino acids)
Source: RefSeq, a predicted model, not a curated record
CAACGAAACGAGUAAAACUAAAAUAAAUUGUCAAAGUCAAAAUCCCAAAAAAGAGAAAUCAGGAUUAAAAUUUAUUAGACUUUUUCAUUUAUAUUAUAAAAAGAUCGGUGUUUUUUACUAAGAUAUGAUAAAUGUUGACUAGAAUUCAAGUGUAGUGACUUCUAAAACAUGUUUUUGACGAUGUUGUGGCUUGGACACAUAAUGGAAGCUGAGCAUAACUUUGGUCAUUUCUGCUUUCAUUUCAUAUCAUUUUAUUAAAUUUGUAAAGCUAGGUGUAAGAGAAAAUUAGUUUGUCAUUCCAAUUUCUUAUUAUUAUUAUUUAGUUUGCUUGUAAUUGCUUAGGGUUUCGAAUUUGUUUGUAUUUUGUAAGGUUAAGUUUUGUAGGUAUAUACAAUGAAUAUACAAAUAUGUAGGGACACCUCAGAUGCUGUGGCGUUGUACUUGCCUCAGCGUUUGUACUUAAAGCCAUUUGCCAAACUUAAUAUUUCCAUCCAGCUUCCUCCCCACAAGGUCCACAACAAGUCAAUAUCCAAUUGGGAAUUGAUGGAGAAAUUGCGCAAAAUGAUCCAACCUGAUGGAUUCUCUGUCUUAAAAGUGUCGAAGCAUAGUUCUGAAGUGAUAAGGUUUGAUGCUGAGCUGGAUAAUGUUAACAAGUUGCAGCGAGUUAUGUCAAGACUUGAUGACAGAGUUAUACAGUUAAAUAAUUUUCCUGAACCUUUGAAAGUGAAAGUUUCAGAGGCUAAAUCAGAUUUUCCUAGUAGACAUGCAUGGGACUCCUUUUUCCGUGAUGCUACUGAUAUGGAUGAGAUGAAGCCAGGUGAAAGGCCAGAUACAGUACAUAUAGAAAACUUACCAAUUCGGUGGUUUGUACAUCACAGAGACCAAGAUGAUGAUGCACCUCCAUCAGAGAGUAUUUUGAAAAAAGUAUUUGAAAAGUUUGGUGCUAUUCGUCAAGUGGAUAUUCCGUGUGCAGAUCCAUUUAGAAUGCAGAUGAAAGUGCAUAUGAGAGGAAUAAGUACUCCUGCACAAAAUGCAGAUUUGUAUUUUGAUGCAUAUGUGCAGUUUAGUGAGUAUGUUGGGUUUGUUCGCUGUAUGGAUGCGUUGCGAGGGCGCAAACUGCUUCGGAAGCGCGACGAUAUUGCAGAAUGGUGUGGUAUAGCAGUAGAUUUCGACAAAACUAAACAUAUGACUGAUGCAGCAGUAAAACGCAGAGCAAUCGUACGGGAGAGACUUGCAGCGCGACAGCGAACCAAAGAUGAUGAAGAGAGAAUGGAGAAAGAAAAGCUUGCAAAGAAACAGGCCAAAGAAAGACAAAAAGCUGAAAGACAAGAAAUUGAAAAACUUCAAAAAAUGAAAGAACGAGAGGAGAGACGCAAGAAAAAACAACUUGCAAAAUUAAUUCAAAAAGAUAACUUGAAUGUGAAUGUCAAGGUUUUGGAGGAACAACGAAAACUAUUAAAGGCUCAAAAGAGACUGCAGGCGAUAAGACUGAUGGAGGAAUUGUUUAAGAGGAUUGAGGAUCAGUGUCCAGAAUUGUACAUAGAGGUAGAAAAAGAUAUGGGACAAGUGACGAGACAAGCCAAAAACAGUGUACUUGUUAAACAUAUCCACCACCAUUUGCGUCCCGAACUCCAGAAUCAUAACUCAAGUCACCGGCAAACAUUGAAGCGGUCAGAGCGGUCUCGUGUGGUGGACCACUUCAAGCGGCUCCAAGAGAAGGUGGUCGAAGAGAUGCGGCAACAGCUCAAGGACGCUCUUGAUGGUCGCGUUGUAAUCCGUUCGGCGCUGGAAACAAAGAAACCUGUGCGAGCUUCCUCUGCCAGCUCCUUCUCUUCUGAAGAUGAAAAGGUUAAGAGAAUCAAAACUGAAAGGUUGACCACGCCUGAGAGAGAAUUCGAAUACAGCAAAGCUACAGGAAUGUACGGCGUGCCGCCGGGCUACGGCUUCGGGUUCCCGUUCGGCGUGGCGCCCGGAUAUCCGUUCCCGCAAAGCAACCCGAUGUACUACCCGGUGCGCGGCGCGUACUACCCGCCGCCCGACGCGUACCGGCCGCGGUUCCGCGCGCGCGGACGCGGACGCGGACGCGGACUCGGCGCCAGGAUGCCGUACUUCGACGGACCAGACGCCAGCCAUCAGUAUUAUAUGUACUUCAAGAAGUUGACAGAACAAGAAAAUCGUAACGAACAUGACGACCGCGCUCGUUCGCGUUCGCGACGUCGCUCGUACUCGCGAUCGCGUUCGCGGCGACGUUCGUAUUCCCGCUCGAAGUCACGCGAACGUGAAUAUUCACGGUCAAGGUCACGCGAGCGAAGGCGGAGGUCAAGAAGUAGGAGUCGCAGGUCGCGAUCUAGGAGUAGAAGAUCUAGAUCACACCGUUCUCGCUCCCGCAACCGAAGCCGAUCGCGCAGUCGUCGCUCCAGGACCAAAUCCAGGUCUAGGUCCAAGCACAAGUCGCCUAGCCCCAGGAAUAAACCUACUAAUGGGGUAGAAGAAACUCCUCAACUGAGACAGCGGUCGAAGAGCUGGUCUCUGCCGAAAGAAGGAGAAAGAGAUCAGAGGAAGUCGUGGUCGAAGAGCCCGAAGGAAAAAUGAUUUAUAAUAAAAUAUUUAUACAUACUGA